This is a messenger RNA of Paramacrobiotus metropolitanus, 606 nucleotides long. RefSeq lists its product as uncharacterized. Gene Ontology annotation, biological process: DNA integration; DNA recombination. The transcript has a single exon. Gene Ontology annotation, molecular function: DNA binding. The record is from RefSeq and is a predicted model, not a curated record. NCBI's taxonomy places the organism in Eukaryota, Metazoa, Tardigrada, Eutardigrada, Parachela, Macrobiotidae. Bases 1 to 606 code for a protein of 201 amino acids.
AUGCGAAGACUGAAAGACAACAUCAGAAGUUCCACUCUGUCAGCAUAUUCGAAACUCCUAAUCUGGAGUACCUUCACGACAGCGUUCUUUGCUGCUCUGCGAGUGAGCGAGUUCACGUCACAAUCGACCCGUCAUUACGACGACAGAAGAACGCUGUUGACCAGCGGCGUCACCAUUGGCAGUGAGUCAGCGGUCAUCAGCAUUCGGCGAUCCAAAACCGAUCAAUUCGGCCACGGGUACAGGAUCACGCUGGUAUCCACUAACAGGUCAGUCUGCCCUGUCACAGCAAUCCGGAAUUAUGCAGCCGUCAAAAUUCCCACGCAGCAGCCCCACCCAUUUUUCUUGCAAGAGGACGGACAGUUUGUCACGCGAACGCAAGUUGACCGGUGGCUUCAGAUCUUCCUCAACGGCACACCCGGAAGGGAACGCUAUAGCACCCAUAGCUUCCGUAUCGGGGCGGCUUCCACCGCAACAUCAAAUGGAACUCCGGACUCCGCUAUUAAAACCAUUGGUCGCUGGAAGUCUUCCUGCUUCACAAGAUACGUCCGCACGGCAGUUCCGACACCCGGCCUCGACGCCUACGGAACGAGCAGUGGUUUGGGGUAG